CACACACACACAUACUCCUACCCCUUCUCUUUCCCUUCCUCAAUCCAUACACCGGAGAGUAUGCUGCUGCGGAGGACAGGCACAUGGCUGGCGGGCAGCGGGCGGCGGGCACUGAGCGCGUCACGUCCCGAGGUGACCGCCGAGGCAAGGGACUCGCUUGAGGGAAGGACAGGCAUUCCGGCGGAUGCAUGGGUCGACGGCGCAGGGCCGGCAGAAGGCGGCGGUGGGCCCGAGGUUCACAUCGGCUCCAAGAUCGUCGGCUACCCCAUCUUGGCCUUUAUCCUCGGCUCGUUUGCCUACACCGGCUACCGCAUCGCCACGGGAACCAACGAGCCGUGGACCGACGAUGACUUCCGCCUGCCCACCCACGUCGAGAUCGAGGCCAAAUCUGCUGCCAUGCGUGCCGAGAUCCAGGCCUCCAUCGACGCCGCCGCCGCCGCCAAGACAUCGCCGCCGGCGUCGGACGCGUCGCAAUCAUGA
Thecamonas trahens ATCC 50062 is the source of this 480-nucleotide messenger RNA. RefSeq lists its product as uncharacterized. Bases 61 to 480 code for a protein of 139 amino acids. NCBI's taxonomy places the organism in Eukaryota, Apusomonadida, Apusomonadidae. The record is from RefSeq and is a predicted model, not a curated record. The transcript has a single exon.